This is a messenger RNA of Lethenteron reissneri (Far Eastern brook lamprey), 3027 nucleotides long. RefSeq names its product RAD54 like (gene RAD54L). NCBI's taxonomy places the organism in Eukaryota, Metazoa, Chordata, Hyperoartia, Petromyzontiformes, Petromyzontidae. The record is from RefSeq and is a predicted model, not a curated record. Gene Ontology annotation, cellular component: nucleus. Gene Ontology annotation, biological process: double-strand break repair via synthesis-dependent strand annealing; reciprocal meiotic recombination. Gene Ontology annotation, molecular function: DNA translocase activity; ATP binding.
GUGUUGGGGGGGAGUGAGGGGGGGAAGUAACCUCCCUACUUAAGAUGGCCGCCUGAGGCGCGCGCUCCCAGCGACUGGCGGGGCCGUUUGAAAUCGGCGAGGAGUGCGAGCAGCAGGCGACACAAAAUCGGCGAGAAGUGGGACCACCGAUUCCUCUCUGCCCGAGUGGAGCCCCUGACCCUCAUUGCCCUAGAAGCACCCUAACUCUACUCCUUUACCCUGUCGGGACAACGAAUCAUCAUCAUAUCGGAACUCCCAACCAUUUGUUUGGCCGUAACGCAAUCGGCGGCGACUGGGUAACCAACCCCGGACCCCAUCGUGACCCUGACGACGGUGCCGGGACCCCGAUCCUGCGACACACAAAUCCUCGCCAUGUGAACAAGAAUCUCCGCGUGGACCCAGAGAAGAAGAAGCAGCAGCAGCAGCAGCGACGGCCAUGAGGCGGAGCUGUGCCCCCAGCCAGCUGGCCAAGCGGCAGCUGGGCGAGGAUGGCGAGGAGUGGGUGCCACCACACAAGGAAGAGGUGUCCAAGCGCAAACGGCACGGCAAGGAGGCGGCGCUGGACUGGGACAGCUUCGUGUCUCCGUACCGCAAGCCCCUGGCGACACUCGACAAUUCGCCCCACAGUUCGGAUGGAGCGGCACACGAGGCAUUCAUUCGCAGCAUCUUAGCCAAGCCUUUUAAAAUACCCAUCCCUAACUACAACGGGCCGCUGGGGGUGAAGGCACUGGGGGUGAGGAGGCACGGGGCGCGGCGACCCCUGCACGACCCCUACGUGGAUGGUGCCCUCGUGCUCUACGAGCCCCCCGAAGUCACUGCCCAUGAUCUGCUCAAAGCCGACAAAGACACACAACCGGUACAUGUGGUUGUGGAUCCUGAACUGUGCAAAGUGCUGCGACCCCAUCAAAGGGAGGGUGUCCAGUUCCUGUGGGAGUGUGUGACAGGAAGACGUAUCCCUGGUAGCUUUGGCUGCAUCAUGGCCGACGAGAUGGGCUUGGGGAAGACGCUGCAAUGCAUCACACUCAUGUGGACGCUGCUACGGCAGAGCCCAGAUGCGAAGCCCGAGAUCGACAAGGUAAUGGUGGUGGCCCCCUCGAGCCUCGUGAAGAACUGGUUCAAUGAGGUGGCCAAGUGGCUGGGAGGACGCGUGACUCCGCUCGCCAUCGACGGCGGGAGCAAGGGGGAAAUUGACAAGAUGCUAGGGAGCUUCAUGGCGCAGCACGGCUUGCGCAUCCCAACCCCCAUCCUCAUCAUCUCCUAUGAAACGUUCCGCCUGCACGCCGAGGUUCUGCACCGGGGCCACGUGGGCCUCGUCAUCUGCGAUGAGGGGCAUCGGCUGAAGAAUGCCGAGAACCAGACGUACCAGGCGCUCAACAGCUUGAACGCGCAGCGUCGCGUUCUCAUCUCUGGCACGCCCAUCCAGAACGACCUGCUCGAGUACUUCAGCCUCGUGCACUUCGUCAACUGCGGGAUCCUGGGAACGGCGCAGGAGUUCAAGAAGAAGUUUGAACUCCCGAUCCUGAAGGGUCGCGACGCCGAUGCGACCGACGAUUUAAAGCGGCGCGGAGAAGAGCGGCUGCAGGAGCUGAUUGGCAUUGUGAAUCGGUGUCUCAUAAGGCGGACAUCGGACAUUCUAUCCAAAUACCUUCCCGUCAAAAUAGAGCAAGUGGUGUGCUGCAGGCUGACGGCGCUGCAAGCGGGGCUCUACAAGCUGUUCCUGCGACAGAACAAGACUGCGAGCGAGCUGAGCAUGGCAAAGAACGGCACCAUGAGCGCGUCCUCCCUCUCCUCCAUUACGCAGCUCAAGAAGUUGUGCAACCACCCAUCUCUGAUCUUUGACAAGUGUGUGGAGGGAGAGGAGGGCUUCGAGGGGGCCCUGGAGCUCUUCCCUGCCGGGUACCACCCCAAGCUCCUGGAGCCGCAACUCUCAGGGAAGAUGCUGGUGCUGGAUUACAUCCUGGCCGUGACACGAUCCACCACGAGCGACAAGGUGGUGCUUGUCUCCAACUACACGCAGACCCUUGACCUCUUUGAGCGGCUGUGCCGGACCAGGAGCUACCUGUACGUGCGGCUGGAUGGGAGCAUGUCCAUAAAGAAGCGGGCAAAGGUUGUGGAUCAAUUCAACAACCCAUCGAGCCCGGAGUUCGUGUUCAUGCUGAGCAGCAAGGCGGGUGGCUGCGGGCUGAAUCUGAUCGGCGCCAACCGCCUCGUGAUGUUCGACCCCGACUGGAACCCGGCUAACGACGAGCAGGCCAUGGCGCGCGUGUGGCGCGACGGCCAGCGCAAGAGCUGCUACAUCUACCGCCUCGUCUCCACGGGGACGAUAGAGGAGAAGAUCCUGCAGCGGCAGACGCACAAGAAGGCGCUGAGCAGCUGCGUGGUGGACGAGGAGCGCGACGUGGAGCGCCACUUCUCCCUGGUCGAGCUGCGCGAGCUCUUCCUACUCAACGAGAGCACCAGCAGCGACACGCACGACAAGUUCAAGUGCCGGCGCUGCGUGAACGGGAUCCAGGUACGCCCGCCGGCGGAGGGCACGGACUGCACCAGCAACCUGUCUCAGUGGCACCACAGCUGGGACAAGCGGCACCUGCAGGACCGCGUGCUCACUGCCGCCUGGGACGCCGCCGUCACCUUCACCUUCCACCAUCGCUCGCACGAGCCGCGAUCCACCGCGUGACCUCCGUUUGUCCGGCAGCACGGGGCGCCAUGACUUCACCUCGAUCUGCUGCUGGGUGCUCGGAUGAAAGCGCGGGGAUGCAAAUCUACUGACGAAACAUUUAAGCGAUACUGUAGCUAUCAAGGCACGUGUGGUAAAGACUGCACUUGCACGGAGCGCAUGUGUGGGUGUGCACAUCGAAUAUAAGGCUGCUAUUCAACAUCAUAAGUCCUGUAAAUCUUACUGUCAGUUUUUUUUUAUUAUAUACACAAAUGCGCUCAAUAUUUUGUUAUGCUCGUUCGACGAUGCCAUGUGAUGCUGUUUUGUACGUAGCCAUCAAGUGUCUCCAAUAAAAAGCUGAGGGUCACGUA